UUUAAGAAAGGGACUUUGAGAGAAGAUGUUGGAUAUUUCUAGAGGCCUAGUAUUUCUUUGCCUAAUUUUUGGACUAUGGCCUGAUUUAAGUAAACAGGCUUCCCUGAAGGAAGAAGACUACUAUACAGCUGGAGUGGUGGAGUUUCUGACGUCUUCCUUGUCCGAAAACGUAGCCGCCUAUGUGGAUAUAAUUAAUUCUGAGAAUGCCAGUUCUACGGACAUUAUUGUCUUUCCGGAAAGUACUCUCAACGACCACAGUUCCACGACAUUCGUCCCAGAUCCCAAGGAGCUGGUGAAUCCCUGUCUGAGCGAUCCCAAUGCCACUUACUUUGAGGAGUUCCUGGUCACCAUUUCGUGUGCCGCUCGGAAUGCCAACAAGUACGUGGUCAUCAAUCUCACGGAGAAGCAGAAGUGCGAGGAUGUUCCGGAGGACACCAGGCCCUGUGCCUCCAAUGGCCUCAAUGUCUACAACACCAACGCUGUCUUCGAUCGCCAGGGAGUGGUGGUGUCUCGUUACCGGAAGAUUCAUCUUUGGGUUGAGGAGAAAAACACCACAUACCUGCCGGAGCUGAUAACCUUCGAGACGGACUUCGGGGUCAUCUUUGGGCAUUUCAUUUGCUACGACAUCCUCUUCUAUAGCCCGGCUCACCAGCUCAUCCGGGAACAAGGCAUCAAGGACUUUGUUUACCCAACUAUGUGGUUCUCCCAAUUGCCGUUCCAUACAGCUGUUCAGAUCCAGCAGGGAUGGGCUUAUAGCAAUGACGUGAACCUUCUGGCCGCCGGAGCCAGUCUUCCCACCCCAGACGGAAGCACUGGGUCGGGUAUUUACCAUGGAAGGGAUGGCACCUUGGUCAGUGUGAUGCGACAGGACUCUGGCGAGCGGACGAUCUACGUGGCUCAGGUUCCAAAGUACUCCAGCAGUGGUGGAGGCAUUGAGAAGAGGGCCAGGAGGAGUACACCCAGGCAGGUGGCCACCAAUUCCAGGAUAACCUUGACGAGAGACCAACUAGAGGACUACGAAACGGAAGUGAUUGAGUUCGGAGACGGUACUGCCCCCGGGAAUCUCAGCAGGACUCUUUGUCAGGGCAGCUUCUGCUGUCGCUUCAACAUCUCAUGGCGAUUCCUGGAGAGGACCGACGACAAUGCCAGCUUCUACAGCUAUCGGAUUGGAGCCUUCGAUGGUUUGCCGAAAAGGGAUGAGGUGGAAGUCAACUACAUCAGAAAUUGUGGAUUGUUCAGCUGCUCUGGGCCAGGAAUAGAGGAUUGUGGACAGCUAAUUGCUAACUCCGGGGAGUCCCAGAUAGCCUUCACCCAUUUGGAGAUCGGGGUCACCUUUCCGGAGUCUCGGGAGUUUCUGCUGUUUCCUCAGUCUUUAUUGGAUGACCUUCUGCCCCUAGAGCCAAGCCAGUUCGAGUGGUCCCAGGAGAAGGCCUCGGAGGAGAGCUACCAACACGAGGUGAGAUUCACCCUGAAGGACUCCCAGGAGGUGAGCAACCUUCUCAGCUUUACGGUUUAUGGAAAUUACUACGACAACGAGUGUACUUACGGAGUUGGCAGCGAAGAAGAGCAAGAGUCCUGCGGCUACAAGAGUAGUGCCAGUCGAAGGGAUGUCAUCGGGAGUGGGCUGAUCACACUCUUGGUUAUCCUGGCACUAGCUUGAGGAGAGCACUGCCUUUAAGCUCUAUCAUAAAUGUGAAAAGUAUAUACUUUUAAUUGGAAGAACUCUACAGUUUUGUUAACAAGUGUAUGGCAGAUAAUCACUACAGUCGAAAAAAAGAUAGCUGUCAAUUGCAGCUAUACGAUUUUUGAUAGCUUCAUAAGUUGAA
Molecule: messenger RNA, 1826 nt
Organism: Drosophila ananassae
Lineage: Eukaryota; Metazoa; Arthropoda; Insecta; Diptera; Drosophilidae
Product: vanin-like protein 1
Exons: 4
Coding region: 26-1660 (544 amino acids)
Molecular function (GO): hydrolase activity, acting on carbon-nitrogen (but not peptide) bonds, in linear amides
Source: RefSeq, a predicted model, not a curated record